Dermacentor silvarum is the source of this 948-nucleotide messenger RNA. RefSeq lists its product as uncharacterized. The record is from RefSeq and is a predicted model, not a curated record. The coding region runs from base 194 to 889 and encodes 231 amino acids. Lineage: Eukaryota; Metazoa; Arthropoda; Arachnida; Ixodida; Ixodidae. The transcript has 10 exons.
CACCGUGACAGUCAAAAAGCGAACAAGAUGCAAUGAAGAAGAGAAGAAGAUAUGCGACAAACUUGGAAAAGAAUGCGACUUUUCAACAGGAGUACCGCAGUGCACCGUCUGUCCGAUAGAUGCCUGCCGGAAAGCUUGUCAGGAAGCAGAACCCAACAGAACGGUGGUCGCUGUCACAUGCUCGGCGUCUGACAUGUGCUCCUGUUCGUACGAAGACGAGUGUCUAGCCUCAAAAUGUGAAGACUACUGCAAGGUGGCAGUCCCAACAGCGGACCCUAAAAAGGCAACCUGUAAAGAUAACGUGUGCUACUGUGCCAAGCCACAGGGACCGCAAGAACCCACAACAACGGCACCACCUUGUCCGAUAGAUGACUGCCGGAAAGCUUGUCAGGAGGCCGAACCCAAUAGAAAGGUGCUCGCAGUAUCAUGCUCGGCGGCCGACACGUGCUCCUGUUCGUACGAAGAUGAGUGUCUAGCCUCAAAAUGUGAAGACUACUGCAAGGUGGCAGUUCCGAAAGCAGACCCCAAAAAGGCAACCUGUAAAGAUAACGUGUGCUACUGUGCCAAGCCACGUGUUGGGUGCACACCAGAGGCCUGCCAGAAGGCCUGUCAAGAUGCAGAGCCGGAGAAGAAAGUGCUAAACACAUCGUGCCCCGAGUCCGACGUAUGUCACUGCACGUACGAAGACGACUGCAGAGAAGAUAUAUGCCGCGACUACUGUAAGCAAGCAGUCCCAAGCAAUCUCCUGAAAACUUCUAUGUGCAUAAACAACUACUGCUACUGCAAUAAAACAACAGAUGACACGAGGAGGUCGAAAACGGAUGACGUUUCUCAAAGUGGAUUUAACCUCUUCGACGCAUGGAAUUCGUUCGUACGUAGCCUGUGGUAAUCAUGUCAUUUUGUGUAGUUUUGACGGUUAUAGCCAUGAAAUAAAGCUUUUUUCCUAGA